CACCUAUCGGCGCGCUACAGGGGUAUUUCGCAAACGAUCUCUCGAAGGCGGGACGAACAGGGCGCACUGGGAGGACGUCACAGAGAACACUCCGCUCACGUUCGUGAAUGAUUGUGUUUCGUUCACCACGACGGUCUCGGCGCGGUACUGGCUGAUCGAUUGCAGACAUGUCGAGGACGCGACGAAAAUGGCAACAGAGUUAUACAGAGAAGCGAUCCACGUGCCAUUCAUGGCGCGUUUCGUGGUGUAUGCGAAACGGACGGACGACUGCCAGGCACAGCUGCGGAUGUUCUGCGUCACCGAUGACAAAGAGGACAAAGCGCUGGAGAGGAUUGAGAGGUUCAUACAAGUUGCCAAGAGUCGAGAUGUUGAGGUCCACGAAGGCAAACCCAUCUACCUCGAAUUCGGCGGCAACUUAGUCCCGAUAGCCAAGUCCGGGGAACAGCUGACGCUGCCCUUCCGCGCGUUCCGGGAGAACAGGGUCGCGUUCCCCGUGAUGAUCAAGACCCAGGACCUGGAACCGAUGUGCAGGUGCCAGUUCAUGAGGGACCCGAAGGUGCCGAAGGGCGAACCUUCGCCUACCCCUAUCGCAGUACUCAACAUCAUGGUGCCCGAUGAGCUGCCGGUGGAGAGGAUGUCUCCAGCACCGACGGACACUGUGCCAAGAAGGACGGAGGAGCAGGAGCUGAUCUGGAGACAGCGGCUCAGCGAUCCUGGGUUCGAAGAUAUCUGCAAUCUCCUAGGCAAAGACUGGGUAGCGCUGGCCUACGAGCUGGGCGUGAACGUAGCCACUGUCAACCAGAUCCAGGCCAAGAGGAUCACCACUUCGGAGCAAGCGCAACUCAUGAUGAAGCUGUGGAAGACGCAGUCGGGGACUAAAGCUCAAGAUAAUUCGUUGGAACUGGCGCUAUGUCGGAUAGGAAGGGAUGAUAUAAUAGCAUCGCAAUCAGAAGAAACGAAUGAAAGACGCAUACAACGUAACAUUUACCAAGAAAGACAAGCAUCAGAAGAAAUUGAAGCUUACAAAGCCGAAGAAGAUAAUAAAAUCAAAGACAGACGCUUCGAUAGUGACAUACCAGAGCGGUUACGCAGAGAAUCUGAUCAAGACCAAGACGAAGCAAAAUACUCUCCAGAAGAGAAAUCUGUUGUUGACAAGAGUGAGAUGGAAAGGACGGCUACACCUCCAACACCAAGUGAGGAGAGUGAAGAAGAUGAAGAUGUUAAGCGCAGUGUAGCUGAAAGGAAGGAGCAAAUAACGAGAAAACUUAGUCAAAGCAGAAUUCCUGCUUCUAAGCAGAAAAAAGAAAUUAGGGAGGAAAUUAUUGAAAUUAGGACACAAAUCAAACCUGAUAUCAAGAAAUUCCAUGAUAUUGAACAACAAGUUAAAGACAAGGAUCCCAAAUUAGAAAGAACACGGUCGAAAACAUCUCCAGAUACGGUCGAAGAAGAACAAGAAAUUGAAGUUCAUAGAGAAGAAAUAGUAGAAGUGGUGAAAGAAGAAACAAAACCUGUGGAGCGACCUGUAGAGCAGUUUAGGAAAUUUGACCCGUCGUCACCUGCUAAGCCCACGCCAAAGCAUCUACAGAGGCAUAUGAGAAAUGAAUCAAUGCGAUUCCCGUCAGGUGACUUCUCGAAUGUCACUAUCACUCCUAGAAAGUCUGUUACAGCGGAAACUUCUGAAGUAAAAUCUGUAGUAACUAAAUCCGAAAGUACUAAAGAUACGAUUUCACAAAAAGAAAUAGAUAGUUCACGAGUUGAAGAGAAACUGGAUGAUGGUGAACGAUCACCAGACUUAGUAGACGACAAAGACAUUGCUGAAUUACCUUUGAAGGAUAAAAUCAGUUCAUUCGAAUCUAAAAUGUCAAAAGAGUCUUCUAUAGAAUUGCCUAAAACAACUGUUAAACUAACAAAAGAAGCAUUAAAAAAACAUACGCUUGAACAAGAGCAAGGUAUUGAAUAUACCCAAGAAUUUGUUAGAGAACAAUCAAAGCAAAUAUCGAGUAUGGAAAUUCAAGAAAGUGUGUCACAUAAAGUUUCUCAUGUUGAAACUCAUGUGAAGUCUGUCAAAGAUACAAUCCAGCAGUUUGAUUCAAAAAUCAAAGUGGAUGAUAAAAUAAAACCAAUGCCAAAAACAAUGCGAACUGAUUCAACAUUAGUUCAGGUCUCAUCUGAAGAAGACAGUGAAUUUUUAAAGAAAUCAACAGAUUCUGAGACAGAAACGGAAUCCCAGACUACUGUAAAAGUAGAAAAAGAUGGAACUAAGUCCAGAAUACCUAGAUUUGUAGGAGAUGUAUUUGAACCAAAAGAUAAGGGAGACAAACACAAAAAGCCAAUAGACAUGGAUAAGCAAAAUGGAACUGCUUCUAUUGCAGUCAAGGAAAAGAAAUUAGAAAAACAGAUGACAAAUGAACUGCGGACGAAAGUUAGUGAAGAAGAAAUAACUGAAACACUAGAGGAGAAAGACGUAUCUGUUGGCGAUAAGUUAAAAGAAAAGGUGUCUGCCCAAAUGAGUAUUACAAGUGCAAAAUCAGAUACAACUAAACACACCAAAACUGAUUCAAUAGGGUCAGAUCUCCAAGAUAUGACAGGGCGAAAAGUAUCGCAAGAAUCUCCUGUACCUUCAGCUAUAGAUAAGGCAGAUUCGUUUGCGGAUUUGCAGCAAAGCACCGAAAAGGAUGUUAGUUUUAUAUCUCAAACUGAAUCUAAGGUCUACUCCAAAGAUUCCAAACAUCGAAGUGACUCUCUAGAUGAAGCAUCUCAAUUUUCUGAUUUAGAUGAUCAGUUAGGAGCUAGUCCUGCCCAUAGACCAGUUUUAGAAAAGACCGUGGAAGAAACAAUUGUUACUUCUUCAGGAGUUAGUGGUAAAGAAACCACAUCCAAAGCUCAAACACUUGAAUUUUUAAAGUUCGAAAGCGAAUACAGUGCUCAAAUACACUCCUCAGCUUUGACAGCGAGAGAACAGGAAAAGGUAUCACCAAAAGAGUCACCAGUUAUAAGCGCGAAGGCACGUCAAUUUAUUGAAACUGUCCCAGAAGAUGAUUCGGUUCAAGAAUGCUUUUUUUCAAAACGCAUCUACUCCGAUUCUCUUGAGGACUCGGAACACACUGAUUCAAGACGCCACUCUGAAGCGGAUUCCCUUAAAUCGGACCAAUCAGAUAUGAAAGCCAAAAUAUCGUCAUCUGAUUUCGAUGAAAGAGCAGAAUUUGAAGAAACUAUUGAUUCGGGAAGUGGCUUUGGUGAUGAAAAAUUCGAAGAAAGCGUCGCUGGUUUUACUUCAAUGAGGUUUGAACCUAAGCGGACUGACUCUGACAAGUCAGAAUCAGACAAAGAAGGAGAACCUGUGUUUAAGAAAAUGACACCAAAACGUCAUUCUAGAACUGAAUCUGUAUCGAUUAGUAAACUCAGUGAUUUAGAAAUUGACAAACCUAAACAAGAAAAACAAGAGUUUCAAGUAAUUGUAACGGAAGCAGAGGAGGUGGAUAAGUCAUUUGAAAAAGACGAACCAUCUGACAAGAUUUCUUCUGAAAGUAGUCGGGAAAUCGAAAUAUCAGAUCGUAAGUCCUCAGAAGGUGUAUCUGAUAAAAUAAGCUCAGAAGAUGCCGUGACAGAAAAGAAAUCUUCGUCUGAAGAAUUCGCAAGAGACGAUCAUGCCAUUUCACAAGAAAAGGAGGUUAUUACAGCUGUCAAACCUUCGACAAAGGAAAUCGAAACAGUACAGACAAAGACUCAAGUUUUCAAGGAAGAGGUUCUAGAAAAAGUCGAUGUAGUGAAACGACAGUCAGUGACAUCGGCUGGAUCUGGUUCUGUAAGUGAAUUACGCUUAGAAGAAAAGCGCCUCUCCGAUGCACAUAGUCUGACUGAAUCACGAGACUAUACGUUCGAAGAAUCAGAGGAUGACAUUGGUACUCAGGGUACUCAUGUUGCAGAAGUAUCUAAAACGAUUGAACAUAAAUAUGAUAUUGAUACAAAGUCAAAACCAGUAUCAGGUAAACCAGAGCAAUCAAGGCUUUUUAAACUACAACACGGUGAUUCUCUUGAUGACGUUGAAGGUUUCCCUGAAGAUCAUGUAACAGAACAUGUUCACAAACUACCUCACAUAGCUGAAAUUGGAUAUUCACAAGAUCGAGAUAUAACAAAAGAUUUUCUAAGCAAAGAGAGAGAAGAGCAAAUAAAGCGGGAAAGUACACAGGUUGCAUCGAAAACUUCAGAAAGUGUAAGCUUAAGCUUAAAAGAUGGAGUGGGAGAACCAAUUAAAGCAACGGGGAGCAAAAUACCUGUAAGCAUUACGAAACAGAUUGAAAAAUCGGAAACUGUAAGUUUCAAAGACGGACCAGUAGAAGAAAUCAAAGUUUCUGGGAGUAAAAUUCCAGUUAGUAUUAUGAAACAAGCUGAAUCAUCUUACAGUGAAACAAAAACAGAGGGACCUACAGUAUCUGUAAAAACCACUACAAGUAAAAUAACUGAACGCUCAUCAUCUGACAAAAAAGAUAUACAAAUAAAGAAACAAACCGCUAUAAUCGAAAGUAAAUUUGAUGUUUCGAAGAUAAGAACUGACACUCUUGGUCAUUUUGAUAUUGCGGAUGAUACUAAAGAAACAAAAGAUGCUAAGAAAUUCGUGCCUAAAGACUUAGAUUUACAAGAAACGCAUGAAAUCACAAAAGAGCAAGUUAAACCAGUAAUAGAUGACAUAUUGCAGAAAGGUACGAUUGCGGCAGCUACAAGAAGUCCAGUGAAGGAGAAAGACAUCAAAUCUAUUACCAAAGAUUUAGUUGAAACAGAAAAGAGAUCUUACGACGCUAAAGCCCCGCAUAAAGAAGAGCGACGACAUUCUUGUAUCAGUCCUGCGAUUUCCCUGGAAAGGAUUGCGGAAUCCGAAGUAGAAGCGGAAGAAGAGACUAAAAAAGUUACUAGCGUAGUUUCAGAAAGCAAAGUAAUACAAGAUACAAAAUUAACUAUCAAAAAAUCAGAUUCAGCUAUGAAAAAAAUGGCUGAUAAUAUCGAAAUAAUUAUCAAACAAGCUUCAGAAGAUGUGGAUCUGUCUUCUGAAGAGCCACUGGAAACUGGUGAAACUCAUGACAUUGCAGGGCAAGUAUCUGUUGAUUCAAUUAUAGAAGAAGCAGUUAAUACCGUAGAAGAGUAUUUAGAUUCAUCAAAAGAUAAAGUGAAGGAAAAAGAAACUGAAAUGAAAGAAGCUGCAGUUGAAGAAACAAAGAAAGUUACAAAAGAAAGGCCUGGUUUAAUGAAAUCUUUGUCAAGAGACAGUGGUGAAGUUAUGAUUAUGCCAAAGAAAAAACACGCUAGGACGUUUUCAGUGCAAAGCUCUCCAGAUGAAGUCGAAGAGCAAAUUUAUACAGAUUCUGAAUCAGAUAUGGAUAAAGCCAAAGUUUUAGAAAUCAUUGAACCUUUAUCCGAUGUUGAUGGAAGAGGACCUGCUUCUAGUUUUGACCCCAGGAAAAUUAGGACAGAUUCUCUUGACGACGCCGAUGAUUUCCCAGAAAAAGAGAUGGAAGACUUCGGAGACGAAGUAAAAUAUGGUGAAGAUAUUCCAACAUUUCAUGACAAAAUGGAUACCAAAGACGCCACAGCAUCUAGUUACAGUGCAUCCCAACAAGAUGAAGAAGACGGAAAGUUUUCUGAAAAGAUUUCAAAACGGACGCAUUUCGUUGACAGCGUUAUGAAGUCUGACUUAGUAUCGAAAUCAACGACUGAAUCUUCAGUUACCACGGUCGUGUUAUCUUUAACAAAGUCAUCUGACGAGGAGCAAAAAUCAGUACUAGAAGAUGCAACGUCGGCUGAUUUGUCAAAAAUAAGUGGAGCGGAUUUGGUAAAAGAUCCCUCAAAAACUUCAAUGGACACUAAGGAUUAUGAAGAUGAAAAAGACAUAGAAAAGCUACUAGAAGAUCGUGGCACUCCCGAAUUAUCAAAGAAAUCUAUUGACUUGACUAAAGAUUAUUCGAAAUCAUCAAUAGAUAGUAAAGAUACCUCUAGAGAUUUUGCCACAAAUGAGCUGUCAAAAGAUUCAACAGUAGACUUAACUAAAGAUUUUUCAAAAGCGUCAGUUGAAAGUGUUAAAGACACAUCUAGGUCUAUCGACGAAAAAACAUUUUCUGAGGAUCAUUCGUCAUUAGAUGUUUCAAAAACUCUAGCAUCUGAUGGAUCAGAUGGAAUAACUAUUAGUAGAGAGUUUAUUGAAGAAGAAAAAUCUGCGUCGAAAAUAACAAGAAUUUCAACAAGCUCCUCACAAGAAACUUCAAUUUUAACUGAAAGCAAGUUUUUCAGCGAGCAUGAUGACAAAUCUAAGGUAUUAGAAAAAAGUGAACCAGAAAGAGAUUUCUUAGGUGAAAUGGAGCAGAAAAUUGAAGAACUAAAAUCUGAAGUAGUAAAAGAAAAAGAGGCGCAGAGUGAAAAGUCUAAGGUAGCGACUGGGGCACUAGAUAUUGAAGAUGACGUAAUAGAUGAUGUUCCUGAUAUGAAAGAACUCAAUAGGCGUUGUUCAACUCUUCUAGAAGAUAUAUCGGGUGCCCAAGGUGCAACCAUUAGAAUUGACUCAAGCCACGUGACGCACGAUUUCGUAUCAAAGUUUUCAAAAACACCACCACCAUCUCCCGUUGACCUGAGUGUAAGGGAUAAAGCUAAAACUGAAGAUGGUACUGGCGACAAGCCUACCGGGCUACAACUUAGAGGUUCCGACUCUUCGUUCCUGGACGCCAGCCGGCAGUCUCCGCGAGCUUCUUCAGCUGGUGACAGCAUGAUCAGCGAGACUGAGGCUCAUCAAAGUGAUAUACUUUCGGGGGCGUCCACGGCACAAAGCACAGCCGCCAGGCCAAAAUCUCCAACGAGACAUUUAGCAGAUAACCUGUCAUUCGUUAACGUCGACCAACCGACAAUUACAAGUGGUGCUAUUGAACUCGUUGAUCGCACCAUUAAAACUAGCAUGGAUGUCAUUGACCAAAUUAAGAAAGAAAAACUUGCUGCACAAAUGGAAGAACUGCAAAAAACGGGGUCUUCAGACACAUUCUUCAGUGAAUCUCGAGUCGAAACGUCGACAUCAUCUUCAUCUGUGCACAAGACUCUCGGAGGAACAGAUAUGGUGUUCCAAAGCAUUGAUCCUCAUGCUGUCAUGUCAGAUAUGGUUUCUAAGUUUGGAACCACAGUAGGUGAUUACAGCACAAUUCUAACACACAAGGAAACCGAGACACGUAAAAUCAGUGGACAAGAAUACUUCUCUGAAACUAAACAAGUAUCGUCAUCCGAUGAUGAUUCUUUAAUUAUCAAGACCGAAACGACUCAUGAAUUGCGCGGGCAGGAACAUGAAGUAAAAGAAAAGACUGUUGUACGUCGCGACGGAGAUCAGACUGAAACGUCUCAGAAAAAAGUAGAAAAAGCACACGAAGCUACCGCAAAAAGAUCUGAUGUUGAAACCAAAACCGUAUGUAAGAGUACAGACGACGCCGAAGUUAUAAAAGUACAGAGAGAAUUUUUAGAGCAAGGGCUGUAUACAGGUCGUCAGACCAAAUCUGAAGAAAGAAUGACUGCCAUCAAAGAUGACACUAUUAAGAAAAAACAUGAAGUUAAAAUUUCAGAAAGAGAUAUGUCGCAUGAGCAAUGGGGAAAAGAAUAUUUUACAGAACCAGGAGAACUGGAGGAUAUUGACGAGGAUGAUGACUCCAAAUCGAAAACGGCUUUUGUGGAUUCAAAUCUCAAGAUUGUUGAAAAAGACGAAAUUGUUUCUAGUGUAGAGGUUUCCGAAAAAGGAAAAGUUAUUAGUUCUACAGUAGAACAUCACAAAGAAGAAUCUGUCAUUGAAAGCAAAGAGCAUGAUGAUCUUAGCUCAGAUGCCUCUCAUACCACAAGUUUCAAAAGUGAAAUGGCUGAUAGACGUGGCUCAUCUGAAACUAGUCCUAAAAGUAAAUCAAAGUCUUUCAAGAAGGAUAAUGAAGUUUACGAAGUGGAUUUCAUAAAGGAGAUAAAAGUUUCGACUUCGCCAGUUAAAAGCACAUUUAGUCGAACUGGUAGUCAAGAUACUCAUUCUGAAUCGGAAGCAGCCCCGGAUCUCCCUCAUGAUGAAAAAACCGGAGACACUCCUAAAAAGGAAAAACUUACCAAAUCACCUAUUAAAGUGUCGCAACAACACAUUCAAGAUCAAGUGUGGGAAGUAUCGUUACAAAAAGCUGAUUCCUUUGAGUUGGCUGAGUCUUUACCUAGAUCACCGAAAUUGAAAACAUCUAUUACUGGUACAUCAAGCACAAUCACAAAAAGUUCUGAUAGUGAUACUAUACUUGAAGUGAAAACUGUAGUAGAGACAAAAACAGAAAUUACAAAACCAAGCAAAACUGACAUGUCGCCGAGCACUUUUGAAACAUCCGAUGAAAUUAGUACAACUUCGAAAGAUAUAAUGAUUAAAUCUGGCGAGAGUAUAGAUACAGAGUACAUGAUCAAAUCUCUUGAAUCUCACGAGGGAGAGGUACUACAAAAAUCUAUCGACUCCACAAUGAGCGUAGAAACGUUACACCCGUCUGAAUUUUCUACUGAUGCCGCUUAUACGGAUGCUGACUCAGCUUACUUGACUGGAACAGGUACCGAUCACAGAAGAGAAGAAUUAAAACUGGUUAAAGAAAAGAGUCUAGAAGACAUUUGCAGUAGCGGAUACGAUACUGAUCUCUCUUCUGCCGAGUUUCAAGCGAUGAAACUUGAGUCAGAACGGGUGGACCUAGAUUCUUUGAUCUCUGCUCAACCACUUGCCGACUUGUCAGUUUUGGAAAAAACUAUCGAUGAAGUCAAACAAUCCCUCGAAGCUGCUCAAGGAGAGAUCAUUAGCGAGAAAAGUGACGGUAGUAGCAAAUAUAAGCAGUCACCGUCAGAAUUCCAGUUCAAAAUGCUUAUUAGUCCUGAUAGGCCCGAAGUAAUUACAGAAGAGCCACACCAUGGGGAUGACCAUGAAAAACUUCCGUUUUCCGUAGAGAAACCUGCUGUUGAUAGUCAAAAAUCAGACAGCGCCUCUCAAGCGCAUAGUUCGCAAGAUGAAACAACUAUCUCCGAUGAAGAUAGAGACACUGUCCAUCAAAUGAAAGAAUCAAGUCCUCCUUUAGAGGGCGAUAUUUCAAUCAGGUCUGAUAGUGGCCCGCAUUCUAUCUUGGAAACUGAAAGUGAAGUGAUACUUUCGGAUAGAGAAGGUUCAUCUAAAGGUAGUCCUGAAGUAAAACUAAGAGUACAAAAGCACAUCAAAUCUAAGUUAGGUGUUGGUGAUCGACGGUCGGCCUCUGAAGUCGAAGGAUGGUCAAGUUCUGGGUCGAGCCACUAUCACAGUUUUGAGCAUUCCGAAAGUAGACCUCUAUCUUCGGAUGUUGAAGUCAUGAUGACUGCCCAAAGUGGAACUGAUUUUGAUACAGCACUCACUAGUCAUGACGUUUCGUCGCAAUCCCUGCGAACCUCCAAAGAUUAUUUCACUGCCGGUAGUUCGUUAGCGUCAAGGGAUAGCAUGAAAAGUUUAGACUCAGAUGGAUCCAGUCAUGUUGCCAGUAUUGAUAUAUCUGAUGCGUCAGAAACUCUCGUUCCAUCAGCAAACGAGUUAAAAGAAGAAUUAAUGGAAAGUAGCACAUAUGUUGAGCAAUUUUUACACGAAGCUGAAAAAGAAUCUAAGAAAGAUUUAAGUGAUGAAGAAUCAGGUGAUGACGAUAAGAAAGUUGAAGAUGGUGAACUAGUUGGUAAGAUGAAAAGAUCUCACGAGAUGCGAUUUCCUCCAAAAGACAUGGUUCCCGAGCAUUUCCCACUAGAAAGUGCAGCAGAGAGUAUUGAAAUAGAAGAAGACUCUUCUAAAGAGAAAGAAGGUUCAGACACAACCAUUUCUAGUCAGUUAAAGACAGAUGAAAUCCUGUCGUCCUCUAUCUCAAAGCUCGAUAUGCCUUCUUCCCAAUCUGAACCAGAAAUCGAAAAAGAAGAAAUAGUAGAACAAGUUAAAAAGGUAACCACUCAUGAUACAAAAGCCUUGCCAUUCUCUGUAACCCAAGUAGAUAAAACUCAAAGACAGUUCGUCGACGUUGAGAGUGAAAUAAUUCCUGUAGGUACUGUCGAAUAUCAAGAAAUAGUAGAACAUGGACAUGUCAUAUCAGAGAUUCGGAAAUCACCUCAAGAUAGCUCUAUUAUAAAAAAGACAGUAAUUCAUACUGAAGAAAGUAAACCUCUAGAAUCGGUAGGGCCAACUGAAGUUAAAGAAGAAUGUAUUAUGAAAGUGGUUAAAGAAGUUACCGUCGUGCCCUUUCCGAUAACAGAAAUACCCGCUAGUCAACGGGAGUUUGCUGAUGUUGAAAGUGAAAUUAUACCUGUGGGAAGUUCACAGUAUGAAGAAAUCUUGAAAUCAAAGAGUGAUUCAUCAGUACCAAAAACUAAAGCUGAAAAAUCAGUGGUUAAAACACCUGACUCACAGUUAGACAGCAAACAAAGCUCCACAUCGAGCCUCAAAACACAUGAGCAUGUAUCUACCCCACAUACACCUCUUUCAGCACCAAGUCAAAGCUCUUUGUCAACCGAUAACGGACGAGAAUACGUACUAGAUGACAUAUACGAUAUCUCUGAAACACCAGAACUAAGAUCAGACCUCGUGACAGAAAGUAGUAGAUCUGAAUUAGUAGUCACAACGGAAGAACGAGCACUACACACAUUUGAAAAGGAGCAAGAUUCACCAACGAGUGAUGAAUUUGAAAUGGUUGACAAACCAAGUGAAAUGGAUGAUUUUGUUGUCAUUGAAGAAGUUGCUAAGGAAGCUCAUGAAAGCGAUACAGAAGGUAAAAGUCUACAAAUCAAAGCAACAAAAUAUGUCAAACGACACGAUACUGAAGUAGAGGAGUUCCUGUCGAAAGCCUCAAAGAAGCAAGAAAGCACAAGCAGCACCUCAGGAUCGUUAUCCGAUGAGGAAUUGUUACAAUAUGAAUUAGAGCAAAAGAAAUUGCAAGCUUUAGAACUGGCAGAAAUUGAAGCUGGUAAGCGAUGGGUACAAAUGCAGUUUGAAGGAGAUCCAAGGUAUGAUUACGAAAGAGUUCCUCUAGAAGAUAUUAAGGAAGAAGAAAUGACUGAUUUUGAUGCUAGUAGAAUUGGUAGUUUAAGUUCGCAAAAGGAAUCUAUAGGGAGUUUUGGCAGUUUUAGGAAUUCUUACGGUAGUCUUUCUGAAUCCGAAAUGGCGUCACGAAUGCGAUUUAGGAUAAAGGGAGAAAAUGAUGAUAUCUCUAUUAGCUCACUGCAAGAGUUUGAAAAUCUUGAAAAGGCAUUAAUGGAACAAUAUCAGCAGCAUUCGUCAUCAUCUCAGGAUUCCCUAAAUGGGUCACUUCCCCGACGGUACGUUUUAAGUAAAAGUCAAGGAGAUGACAUAUCUAUAUCAAGCCUUAAAGAAUUUGAAGGACUUGAAUCAGCUUGCUUGGAAGCAUUGAAAGCCGAAAUAUUGGCUAAACAAAAGGAGGCACUUCUCAAAGCUGACCCGAAAGAUGUUAGUAGCUUUUUCUUGGAGCAGGAAAAGCGAUCGUACAGUGGCAGUUCAGAAAGCAGUCCACCUCAAAAAGGAGGAAGUCCUUCUCAAAAAAGCGGCAGUCCAUCGCAAAAGAGCGGCAGUCCUUCACAAAAAGUAGGCAGUUACGGUAGCCCCUCUCAAAAGCUUCUGAAUGAAUCAGCAGCAAUCAGGAAGCUUAUUGAUCAACAAAUGGCUUUAGAACAGAAACUACAAGAGUCAGUUACUCCUAAAGUGGUAACUGUAAAGAAAUAUGAUGACCGGGGUGCUUUCUUUGUACCUGAACCGGAGCCAGAAACAUGCCAAGCGCAAGGCGAAGAGAUUAAAGAAGAAUGUGUAAAGGCCUCUUCAUUUGUCUGUGCCGCUGCUCCCAGUGACGGUUCUGCUGAAUCGAUUCCUGGUGAUUGCGAGGAAAUGAUGAAACUCUUGGAUCAAGAAGAGAAGAAGAAAGAUCAAGCCGUCACUAGGACUUUUACAGACGGUGGCGUUAUCGAAGUUGUCCGAACAACUACAGUGAUCCAACAGAAAUUUGUAGACGGGAAAAAAGUAUCAGAAACUGUAACAAGUUCAGAUCCGGAAGGAGCUAUGGAUAUUCCGGCCAGGCCUAGGGAAUUGGAAGAUAGCGCGAUGUCUUUCGGCUCUGAAAUAUCUUCUUCGAUAACGUCUCAGCCUUCUGAUAUGGAUAGUUUAAUGACAGUUAUGGAGCGCCGAGUUUCAGGCGAGGUUGUGACGGUCACGAAGCAAACAAUCACAAUGUCUGAUAAGCCCGAAGACUUAGAGUUUUCGAGGGAGAGUAGCGCAGUUCGUGAGCUGUCGCCCUCCUCUGGGACGUCGGUGGCCCAUAGCGUUAUUUCUUUUGGUAAACACUUUACAGAUCCAGCUAGUGGCUCCUGGAGCGGUCAGGAUGAAGAACUAAGCUCAUCGGGAAGCUUUAGCAGGGGUGCACGCGCGGACCUAAUGCUAGGCAGCACCGAUAGUCUAGAAGCUACCAGCUCCAACGCUACAAGAGCGACCUAUAAUUACGAGGUCGACACCCCUAUGACCGGCAGUCUCACCUCUGGAGCGGUCCGCCCUCCAGGGUCGAACACCAUGGUGUCCUCCCUGGAUACCCUGGACCCGGUGACGGCGGUGAACAUGGAGAGCUUGGAGCACCCCAGCACGAGUGAACACUUCUCGCAUGAUUAUGAGGUGCAGGAGCCGGACUCAGAUACGGAGAGGCUGGAGCUUGACGGCCGAGUGCCCCGCGCUAAGGAGCGUACGAUCAUGUUUGACAGCACCGACACUCUCAGCGCCGUCAGCGGCGAUGGGUCCGUUCGUGAAGCUGUCGUUGAGACCCCUGCAGCCACUUUCUACAUCGGAGAUACACCUAUAGUUAGAGGAGACAAGAAAGACGACGAGGACGAAGAGCAGCCAGUGCUUUCUGGCAGUUGCCCGGCGUCUCUGCCGCCGGCAACGCAAUCCUCACCGCCCAUACCAGCCCAGAGAAGAUCUUUGACAAUGCUAGCAAAAUCUCCUCCAUCAAGCUUUGAAGACUCGAAAAAAUAAAUAGAUCUAUCUUAGGUUUCUUCGACACCUAUAUUUGCUUUCGAAUCUAUUCAAUCACAUAAGUUCAAUUGUGAUAGUCACAGCGUUCUAUUCAUCUCUUUAAAAACAGCUAAUCUUGUGGCUUCAUCACGACACGUUCCUCUAUAAUACAGUGAUUUUAGUAAAAAAUCUUCAUCGUUUUGAUUAGGAAACAGACAUGUAGUUAAAUAGUCAAAUAUCUAUCAAUAAACAGUUAACAGUUGUAGGCAAAUAUCAAUGUUACUAUAAGGCAUCUAUUGUGAUAGUUUGUAUCGAAACUCAUGUAAUCAUAUAUAAGUCCAAUAGCGAUGGUCAUAACGCACACUAGGGAAUCUCAUCAGUCAUAUUACUCUGUGGUUAAUGUGAGAGAUCAUUGGUCUGCUGCACCAACCUUUGGUAAUGUUCAAUCAAGUCUAAGUAGUAUUGCUAAAGCUAUACCAAAGGUUGGCGUUGCACACUGACAAUAAUGGAUAGUAUUUUGGUACUCACUUUUGUACUGAACUGUCGGAUUUUGACGACAUGGUCCAUGUUACUUCGACCUAUGAACUAAUAGAUAGCGCUUAGCUUUAUCUAGUUUUGGAAUUAAACAUUGCUUAAUGAUAUGUCGUUAACUCUUUAGUAGGCGUAUUAACCAUUUUGUAAGUCUUUAGCAUUGUUUAGAUAUGGGAAAUUUAAGAAAUAUUAAGAUAAAUGGCCAGACGAGAAAGGAAAUGCGAUACUUAGCUUCUGCUGAAAACUGAUCUCUACAAAUUCAUGCACAAUUUCUUACAUAAGUAGAUAGGUAGAGAUACAAUAUAGGCUAAGGUUGAUAAACAUUUUCUACGGCCAAUAUCUCCUUUUUGCAAUCUAUUAAGGGUUUUUAAAUGAUGAAUCUGGUAGCUGAUUUUAGGAAAUCGAAAGUUCUGAAAUAGGUAGUCAAGACGGCCGUAGAUAUAAUCCUGAAAUAAAAGUUAUGAUGGAGGCUUGCUCACUUUUAAGUCUUCGUUGCCUUGAUGGUGUGAAAAUUGAUAAUAAAGCGAUUUGUCCUUGUACUUCCUUCGCUAAUAGCGAUUCGUGGCCAGAUAGUAGUAACAGUGACUAUAUUUGCUUCGCUUUCUUAAGCGAGAUUUUAAAGGAGUUUUUGGUCAUUAUUGAUGAAUGAUAGACUGAUGAUGGUUACGUGGAAGCUUUGCCGAUGCAAGCUGAUUCUAAACAGCUAUCUGCAGUAACCAGGCUAUCAUUAGGAUCAGUGCUUGUAAUAUUUUAUAUAAAUAUAGUUUUGUCUUAGUGUGCUUAAGGAUCGGUGUUAGGGUACGGCUAGUCUAAUGCUAUUGCUGUUUAAGUUUCAAAAUUAAAUCAGUUGCUUUGUUCAAUUUGUUCAAGUUGUAUUUGUAAUGAUGCUGAAUAUUCUAUCGAUAACUUAAAUUAUUAUUGAAUAUUAAAUAAAAUGCUGUCUCAUAUUUAAA
Molecule: messenger RNA, 14502 nt
Organism: Cydia fagiglandana
Lineage: Eukaryota; Metazoa; Arthropoda; Insecta; Lepidoptera; Tortricidae
Exons: 25
Coding region: 188-13039 (4283 amino acids)
Biological process (GO): signal transduction
Molecular function (GO): protein binding
Source: RefSeq, a predicted model, not a curated record